CCAUCUCAUCCUUGUAAAUUUCCCAUCCCAUUCCCAACAACUUCUGCCCUGACUCUCACAAAAAGUUGCACUUCAUUGUCCUUCUGUUCUAGCUUUCCUCGUUUACGUAUAGCCAACCUCCAAACCUCUGCUUAAGAUGGCAUCCAACGGGAAUGGCAGCGUUGCAAAUGGUAACGGGACAGCUAAGAACGGAUUGGCCAAGAUUCAGACACACAAGAAGCAUAACGGGAUUUGUCACGACGACAGCGUUCCCACCGUGAAGGCGCAGACUAUUGACGAGCUUCACUCGCUGCAGAGGAAGAGGUCUGCACCCACCACACCCGUUACGGGGUCUCAGGCUCCCUUCGCUACCCUUUCGGAGGAAGAUCGUCAUAAGCAGCAACUCCAGUCCAUCAGUGCAUCUCUGGCGUCACUGACCAGAGAAACGGGACCGCAACUGGUGAAGGGAGACCCAGCUAGGAAGGCAGAUACCAAGGUUACUCACGUGCACCAUCAUGUCACUCCCACCAUUGCUGUCAGCGACAGUGCUCUGAAAUUCACCCAUGUCCUCUACAAUCUCUCCCCUGCUGAACUUUACGAGCAAGCGAUCAAGUAUGAGAAAGGAUCAUUCAUCACUGCCACGGGGGCAUUGGCAACACUUUCAGGGGCCAAAACAGGUCGCUCUCCGAGGGACAAGCGCGUCGUCAAGGACGAUCUGACUGAGAAUGAGCUUUGGUGGGGAAAGGGUUCCCCUAACAUCGAGAUGGACGAGCACACUUUCAUGGUGAACAGAGAGAGAGCCGUUGAUUACUUGAACUCCUUGGACAAGGUGUUCGUGAAUGACCAAUUCUUGAACUGGGACCUGGAGAACAGAAUCAAAGUCCGGAUUGUCUCUGCGAGAGCUUACCAUUCAUUGUUCAUGCACAACAUGUGUAUCCGUCCCACUCCCGAAGAGCUGGAGAGUUUUGGUACUCCGGACUUCACUAUUUACAAUGCUGGACAGUUCCCGUGUAACCGUUAUACUCACUACAUGACAUCCUCCACUAGCAUAGAUCUAAAUCUUUCUAGGAAGGAAAUGGUCAUACUCGGCACACAAUACGCCGGGGAAAUGAAGAAGGGUCUUUUCAGUGUCAUGCAUUAUCUCAUGCCUAUGCGUCGAAUCCUCUCCCUUCACUCUGGAUGCAACAUAGGCAAAAAUGGGGAUGUUGCUCUCUUCUUUGGACUCUCAGGUACUGGAAAGACCACUCUUUCUACCGACCAUAAUAGGUAUUUGAUCGGUGAUGAUGAACACUGUUGGGGUGAGAAUGGUGUCUCCAACAUUGAAGGUGGUUGCUAUGCCAAAUGCAUUGAUCUCUCCCGGGAGAAGGAGCCUGAUAUUUGGAAUGCAAUCAGGUUUGGCACAGUGUUGGAAAACGUGGUGUUUGAUGAGCAUGAUCGCGAUGUUGAUUACUCUGACAAAUCGGUUACCGAAAAUACUCGUGCUGCUUAUCCCAUUGAAUACAUUCCAAAUGCAAAGUUACCUUGUGUUGGUCCUCACCCAAAGAAUGUCAUACUUUUGGCAUGUGAUGCAUUUGGUGUACUACCACCUGUGAGCAAGUUGAACCUGGCCCAGACCAUGUACCAUUUCAUCAGCGGAUAUACCGCUUUGGUGGCUGGCACAGAGGACGGUAUAAAGGAGCCACAGGCAACUUUCUCGGCCUGUUUUGGUGCAGCAUUUAUUAUGCUACACCCUACAAAAUAUGCAGCAAUGCUUGCUGAAAAGAUGCAGAAACAUGGUGCCACUGGGUGGCUUGUUAACACUGGUUGGUCUGCUGGCAGCUAUGGUCAAGGGAGUCGUAUUAAGCUCCAAUACACAAGGAAAAUCAUUGAUGCUAUUCACUCCGGAAGUCUCCUGAAUGCAGAGUACAAGAAGACUGAAAUUUUUGGGCUUGAGAUCCCCACCGAAGUGGAGGGUGUACCUUCUGAAAUCCUGGACCCAGUGAACACAUGGUCAGACAAGAAGGCCUACAAGGAGACGCUACUGAAGUUGGCUGGAUUGUUCAAGAAAAAUUUUGAAACCUUCACCAGCCACAAGAUUGGCAAGGGCAACAACAACCUGACAGAAGAGAUUCUCGCCGCAGGUCCAAUCUUUUGAGACAAUGAUGUUUGGAUGGGAUGUAGGAUGGGAUGUUAGGAUGGUAGAAAAAAUGUCGCCUUAGAAUAAUAUGGUAGUUUGGUUGGUUCAGAUUAACAUUUCAUUCAAGUCUUUAUAAAGAAUGCAGUUUACAUUCAA
Molecule: messenger RNA, 2251 nt
Organism: Vigna angularis (adzuki bean)
Lineage: Eukaryota; Viridiplantae; Streptophyta; Magnoliopsida; Fabales; Fabaceae
Product: phosphoenolpyruvate carboxykinase (ATP) 1
Exons: 13
Coding region: 137-2113 (658 amino acids)
Biological process (GO): gluconeogenesis
Cellular component (GO): cytosol
Molecular function (GO): phosphoenolpyruvate carboxykinase (ATP) activity; ATP binding
Source: RefSeq, a predicted model, not a curated record